This is a messenger RNA of Mugil cephalus (flathead mullet), 2004 nucleotides long. RefSeq names its product serine and arginine rich splicing factor 5a (gene srsf5a). NCBI's taxonomy places the organism in Eukaryota, Metazoa, Chordata, Actinopteri, Mugiliformes, Mugilidae. The transcript has 8 exons. Gene Ontology annotation, cellular component: nucleus; cytoplasm; ribonucleoprotein complex. Gene Ontology annotation, molecular function: mRNA binding. Bases 129 to 1085 code for a protein of 318 amino acids. The record is from RefSeq and is a predicted model, not a curated record.
UUCCGGUGCCCUCUCGACUCGACGCCAUUUUAAUUCAGUUCGAGGAGGCGACACGGUUAAAAGUUGCAGCAAACCAGCGACAUAUACAGUAAACCCAGAGCAGCUCGACAAGUAAAACUGAUAUCAACAUGAGUGGCUGUCGUGUCUUCAUCGGCCGCUUGAGCCCACACGCCCGAGAGCGAGACGUGGAGAAGUUCUUCAAAGGAUACGGACGGAUCCGGGAAAUCAACUUGAAGAAUGGAUUUGGCUUCGUGGAGUUCGAUGACCACAGAGACGCAGAUGAUGCAGUGUAUGAGUUGAACGGCAAAGAAUUGUGCAGCGAAAGGGUGACAAUUGAGCACGCUCGCUCCAGAAGAGGAAGGGGAGGUGGCCCCGGGAUGGGACGUUUCGGUGGUGGUGGCGGCGGCGGAGGUGGAGGUGGUGGUGGCGGCGGCGGUUAUCGCCAAUCACGCAGCAGUGGAUCAAGAUAUGGCCCUCCUGUGCGGACAGACCACAGACUCAUUGUGGAGAAUCUCUCUUCACGGAUUAGCUGGCAGGACCUGAAAGACCUGAUGAGAAAAGCAGGUGAAGUUACCUUUGUGGAUGCUCACAGACCCAACAAAAACGAGGGGGUGGUUGAGUUUGCAUCUCGCAGUGACAUGAAGAACGCUAUCUCCAAGCUGGACGGGACAGAACUGAACGGACGUAAGCUGAAGAUCUUUGAGGACAGCAGAAGUCACAGUAAGAGCCGCUCUCGCUCCCGAAGCUACUCCCGCUCCAAGAGCCGCUCCAGGAGCCGCAACCGCUCCAGGAGCCGCUCCCGGAGCCGCUCCAGGUCCAUCAGCCGCACUCCAGAGAAGAAGACCUCGGGAGGGGGCAAAACCACGGCCCGGUCCCCCUCCAAGUCCAAGUCCCGCUCCAAGUCUCGCUCCAAAUCCCGCUCCAAGUCUCGCUCCAAGUCCCGGUCUAAGUCCCGCUCCAAGUCCCGCUCCAGGUCCCACUCGCGCACGCCGGUCCGGGCCCAGAGCAAACAGUCCCGCUCCCGUUCUCGGUCCCGCUCGCCCCGCUCACGCUCCCGCUCGGCCUCCGCCGACAGCAGGCACUGAGAUCAGUCCACCCGUAGGCCGUCGAAUAGACUGAUAGCUGCUCACCGUGGGCCUGGAUGGUGGCGUGUGAUUUAUUAUUAUUUUUUUCUUCUUCUUUUUUUUUAUUUCAUUUUUUUUUUUUUUUUUUUUUUUUAAACAAAGGGGAGAAAUUGCCUUUUACUUGGCUUCCUUUGACAUAUGACAGGUUGUAAAUUAGCCAGCUAUCAAUGUGCACACAUUUGGCUUUGAUUUUUAUCCGUUGUGUUUCUUAGUUUUUGAUGUGCUUCCACAGAGAAAGAGAUUUUGUUUUUGUUUUUUUGUCAGACAUUUCAGGGUUGUUUGUUUUUGGUUUUUUUUGUGCCCCUUCAUAUCAAAUGUAUGAACCUCUGAUUUUGAUCUGUGAUGAAAAUCCUGGAGUGUGUCCGAGCUGUCUGCCAUGUUUUUGAUUCCAUCCACUCCUUUGUGCUUUUUUUGAGGGAAAAAAAAAAAAAUCUAUCGAUGCGUCUUAUGGUUUGAGCUCCUGGUUUUGCUGUGAAUCUGUGACGAGUCGCUUCUACACGUGCUGCAUUCACUGCCCCCGUCGUAUGAACGUGAUGAUGGAAACAUCUCCGCUCAACUGGUGGUAUAUUUCUUGUAUCAUGGCUUUGGAAUCUGGCAUCUGUUGUGGCUGGCUUUUUUUUUAAAAGUAAAAAAAACAAAACAAACAAAAAAAAAUGUUUAUUCGGGACAUUGUCUCAUGUUUCUGAUUUUUCUUAUUAACUUAAUCUCCGGCCUGUGGGGUGUUGAGAGACUGAACACAUACUCGUCUCUAAAUGUUUCUUAAUUUGAUACUAAUAAAAAACGCCCUCUGCAUAUUGUGAUUACCUCUUGUAAUGUCUUGUUUCUUUUACAUAAUAAAAACUUUGUGAAUGUGGCUCGUGAGUUGCCCAUUCAUGUCAAA